Messenger RNA from Wasmannia auropunctata (little fire ant), 1960 nucleotides. RefSeq names its product isocitrate dehydrogenase [NAD] subunit gamma, mitochondrial (gene Idh3g). Lineage: Eukaryota; Metazoa; Arthropoda; Insecta; Hymenoptera; Formicidae. Bases 137 to 1291 code for a protein of 384 amino acids. Gene Ontology annotation, cellular component: mitochondrion. Gene Ontology annotation, biological process: tricarboxylic acid cycle; isocitrate metabolic process. The record is from RefSeq and is a predicted model, not a curated record. The transcript is spliced from 3 exons.
GCCGUGGACACAACAAUCAACGCACUCAACACAAAGUGUUUUGCGUGAGACGUGGAGUGGCGAGGCAAGGUCAGUUUUGGGUGCAUCUCGAGGGUAUCGUUAAAAUAGCAUUCGCAAAGCGAAACAAUACGACGAGAUGGCUGCCCGUUCGAUUUUAAGGUACCUGAAACCCAAGCCCGUAAUAUUUCAAAGUCAACGAUGUGCCUCUCUAUCCGGCUUCGAUAUCCAGCACAAGACUCCCACCAUCAAGAGGGUGAUGCCCAUACCGAAGGCCCAUUACGGUGGCAGGCAUACCGUUACCAUGCUGCCUGGAGCAGGCAUCGGACCCGAGUUGAUGGGUUAUGUAAAAGAGGUUUUUAAAUACGCUGGCGUACCAGUGGACUUCGAAGAUGUCGAGAUUGAUCCCAACGCGGACGACAACGUCGAUUUAGAUUAUGCAAUUACGUCGAUACGCAGAAACGGAGUGGCUUUGAAGGGAAACAUCGAGACACACAGCACGGAAGCCGGCGUCAUGUCUAGAAAUGUCGCCCUGCGAAACGAGCUCGAUCUUUAUGUGAACGUUCUGCACUGCGUUUCCUAUCCGGGCGUGAACUCACGUCAGAAGAACAUCGAUAUCGUUAUCGUGAGGCAGAACACCGAGGGCGAGUACUCCAUGUUGGAGCACGAGAGUGUCAACGGCGUUAUCGAGAGCAUGAAAGUCAUCACGAACUUCAACUCGGAACGCGUCGCUCGCUACGCGUUCGAGUACGCCAAGAGGAACGGCCGCAAGAAAGUCACGACGGUCCACAAGGCGAACAUUAUGAAGCUGUCGGACGGACUUUUCUUGGAGAUCUCACGGCGAGUUGCCAAGGAUUACCCGGAUAUCAUCCACAAUGAUAUGAUCAUUGACAAUUGUUGCAUGCAGCUCGUGUCGAAUCCGCAUCAAUUCGACAUUGUGCUGACGACCAAUCUGUACGGCGCCAUCGUGUCGAAUGUAGUGUGCGGUCUGUUGGGCGGCGCCGGAUUGUUGGCCGGCAAGAAUUACGGCGGUCACUAUACGAUUUUCGAGCCGGGCACUCGUAACACCGGUACCAGCAUCGCCGGCAAGAACAUCGCGAAUCCAAUCGCGAUGCUGAACGCCGCGGUCGACAUGCUGCGUCAUCUGGGCCACAAACAUCACGCCUCUGUUAUCCAGAACGCGAUCAACAAGACCAUCAAUCAAGGGGUGCACACCCGUGAUCUCGGUGGCACCGCAACGAGCAGAGACGUCGUCGACAAUAUUUUGAAGCACAUAAAAAUCGCGACCGCUUAAAAAGACUGUGACGAUUAGAUCGUUGUUCUAGAAUGAAAUCUCUUGUAGCAGCUGUCCAUGGAAAGUGGCGAAUUCAAAGUACAUAUACCAAGAAUCUUAUGUGAUUUUUAGUGAGAUAACAUAAAAGAAUCAUACGGUAAGCUAGUUAGGACAAUUGCAAAAGGAACGUUCCGACAAUACGCGAUAAAAUGAAAUUUCAUCUAUUCGCUCAAAACUGCAAAAUAUUUCUGUUUCACAAAAAAAAUCUGCUUUCAAAUAAUUGGAUGGAUUUUGGCUUGCUUGGUUUGAAUCACAAAUGUGUUCUGUAAUAUAUUGUUCGAUAAUUGGAAUUUUAUAAAAUAUUCACUGUAUAUUGUAAGUAGUAGCAGUUCCUAUAGAUGAAUUUACCAAAUAUUAUCACUGUGAGAGUAACUUGUAUGAAUUGUAAAAUACUGGUUACACCUUACCAUUACAAGAAUACUCACUAAUGUUUGCGCGAUAAGAAAACGAUCAUAAUUUAUUCUGACAAAUAUUCAUAUUUGCCGCCUUAGUACAAUUUUAUCUAGUUAAAUUAAAACUAUGACAAAAUGUAAAAUUACACUUUAUUGUUAAGAUAAUCGUUGCAUAUUGUAAAGUGUACAUACCGCCACGUUCAUAAAAAUAAAAUGUAUAAAUUUACAUUUCUCUAAA